Messenger RNA from Electrophorus electricus (electric eel), 922 nucleotides. RefSeq names its product calcium binding protein 2b (gene cabp2b). Lineage: Eukaryota; Metazoa; Chordata; Actinopteri; Gymnotiformes; Gymnotidae. Gene Ontology annotation, molecular function: calcium ion binding; calcium channel regulator activity. Gene Ontology annotation, cellular component: cytoplasm. The record is from RefSeq and is a predicted model, not a curated record.
AUGUUCAUGAUUAUUCGAGAGGGACCAGCAGUGGACGGCAGUGCGGAAAGGAUGAGCACUCCGCAGGAGAGGACACCAAAACAGGUUCAGGCUGCCAUCAGGAAGAAGGUGGAGAAACAGAGAAAGCAGCUUGAAGUGAGUGUGGCUGAGGUGUUUGAGAGCAGUGCUCAACCUAAAAAGGCACAGAGACACAGGCACUCUGCACCACCUGAACAAAGGGCAUAUGAGGAAGAGGAGGAAGAUGAAGGGGCUGUUUCUGUGAUGGAAGAACAGCAAGAGAUAGAUGAGGACAAACUAGCAUCCAUUGUGGAAUCCGUUUAUGGCCAUGACAGGACGCUUCGGCCAGAGGAGAUAGAAGAAAUGCAGCAGGCCUUUAAAAUGUUCGAUAGGAAUAAAGGCUACAUCAACCAGACUGAUCUGGGUGAGUGUAUGAGGUGUAUGGGAUACAUGCCCACAGAGAUGGAGCUCAUCGAACUGAGUCAGCAACUCGGUGGGAAUAAAAUAGAUUUUGAUGAUUUUGUGAAGCUGGUGGGGCCUAAAAUGCUGGAAGAAACUGCAGACAUGAUCGGGAUCAAAGAGCUAAAAGACGCUUUCAGAGAGUUCGACUCAAAUGGUGAUGGACAGAUCAGUAUUUUUGAACUGAGGGAGGCCAUAAAGAAGCUGAUAGGUGAACAACUGAAUGCCAUAGAGAUCAAUGAGAUCAUCAAGGAUGUGGACCUCAAUGGAGAUGGCCAGGUGGAUUUCGAAGAAUUUGUGAGGAUGAUGUCACGCUAACAAGAUGCCAGAGAGGAUCUUCACUAAACGAUCUAUUAUAUACACACAUAAAUGGACUAAUAUAAGUUUAAUAUUGGGUAAUUUUUUCUAGGGCAAUGAAAGAGGACGGAGGAAUUUUGUACUGUUUUUUUUUCCUGUUUAGUUGUAU